AUCACACAUUCUGACUUGGAAUUAGAUAUAAUUAAUUCUAGCACUAUAAAAUAUGCGCAAAAAGCUUAUAUAUAUCAGGUAAAUAAAAUCGAUUGUCGAGAUGUUGGCAGUGCAGGAGUUUUCGGAUUACAGUAUAUACUUGGAAGGCAAUUGAAAUGUUCGGGAUGUGUGCGACAAGGCCCCUCCGUUCAAUUCGGUCUCCGUCCUCCGCUCGAUUGUAUAAAAGCUAGCCGCCGUCGAUGGAUCGCCUUAGUUUUUCACUCUUGCCCGUAGGAUCUCGUCAGCUGAAAAAGAAAUUAUUAUUCUCCCCUUUAUUCUAUCGAUUUCUUCUACGUAUUGUAAAACGGUUCAUUUAUACGAUGAAAAGAUAUUCUCUGCUUAUAGUAGUCUUGUUGGUGGCUCUAGCCAUUGCUGAGGAAAAGUAUACCAGAAAAUAUGAUGACGUGAAUGUGGACAAGAUUCUUCAGAAUAAUCGUGUCCUCACCAAUUACAUUCGAUGCUUGAUGGACGAGGGGCCUUGUACUGCCGAAGGCCGCGAGCUGCGAAAGACUGUGCCGGAUGCCUUGUCAAGCGGCUGCAACAAAUGUAAUGAUAAACAGAAAGUUAUGGCGGAAAAAGUGAUAAAUCAUCUUAAAACAAAACGAUCCAGGGAUUGGGAUCGUCUCGUCGCCAAAUACGAUCCAAAUGGCGAAUACAAAAAGCAAUACGAGAAAUCGUAAUUUCUUGAAACAUUUUAAUGCGUUUCUUUUACAUAAAAAGUAAUUUUUUAUACAAAAAUUAUUGGAAGAUGUAAUUUAAAUAUAUAAUAUUGUGAAUUGUUUAUCAUUUAAAUUUACAAUAUUUGUGGACAAUACGACGCAAUCAAUUGAAAUUCAGUCAAUAUAAAAGAAUUUGUUAAAAGUUUCAUUUUACUGAUUAAAUCAGCACUUUUUUUGCAAACCUGUGCGAGUUAUGUAAUAUAUCAUUCAUCGCCCAUGUCAUCAUCUCUUCCAAAUAAAAAAAUGCUAUUGUUAUGUAAGUGUUUGUAAAGAAUGUAUUUGGCAAUCAGUAUACACGCAGUUGUCAAUCAUAAAACGCAAUCAGAAAAUG
Molecule: messenger RNA, 1089 nt
Organism: Monomorium pharaonis (pharaoh ant)
Lineage: Eukaryota; Metazoa; Arthropoda; Insecta; Hymenoptera; Formicidae
Product: ejaculatory bulb-specific protein 3-like
Exons: 3
Coding region: 240-719 (159 amino acids)
Source: RefSeq, a predicted model, not a curated record